AUGCAGGGAGUGUGCAGCUAUACCGUGACAGCGGGGCCCAACAACACCAAGCUCUUCCAGUUCCGAGAUGAGAACUCUACCAUUGAUAUGAGCAACAUUAUCAUUGCCAAAGCGAUCCAUCCCGAAUUUGUUCUUUGCACAGUCAUGGAACAACAAUCUACAGCCAUGCUCAGAUGCAACCGGGGCCAUGCUUUUGCUCGAAAUCUGCCGUCUCGCUUUGCAUCAAAGCUAGAAAGGGUCCGCAAAGAGCUCCCGUCUGUCUUCAAAGCUCUCCCCUUUGUUCUUAGCCACGGUGACCUUAACGUGACGAAUCUCCUCGUCAAUCCCAAAACCGGAAAUAUCGCAGGGAUUUUUGACUGGGCUGAAUCAAGGAUUCUGCCGUUCGGCUUCGCGCUAUAUGGGCUUGAGAAUCUUUUGGGAUGGAUGGAUUCAGAAGGGUGGCACUACUACGAUCGCUGCCGCGAACUCGAGAGCCUCUUCUGGCAAACCUUUCGAGCGGAGGCUCAUAAUUUCUCUGACGCCGAUUUCUAUUUGAUCCGCGCUGCUAGGAUGGCUGGAUUUUUCUACCAUUAUGGAUUUAAUUUUGACACGAAAGGCGUCGUGCAAAGUGUGCGGAUGGACCAGCCGGAUGGUUCGCUCGCAUAUCUCGAUGCUUUCUGUGCUGCUGGUGAGCGGGCUCCUAUUUCAUGA
Penicillium soppii is the source of this 690-nucleotide messenger RNA. RefSeq names its product phosphotransferase family protein. The record is from RefSeq and is a predicted model, not a curated record. The transcript has 2 exons. Lineage: Eukaryota; Fungi; Ascomycota; Eurotiomycetes; Eurotiales; Aspergillaceae. The coding region runs from base 1 to 690 and encodes 229 amino acids.